Messenger RNA from Capra hircus (goat), 951 nucleotides. Its product is annotated as olfactory receptor 5B2-like. Gene Ontology annotation, molecular function: G protein-coupled receptor activity; odorant binding; olfactory receptor activity. NCBI's taxonomy places the organism in Eukaryota, Metazoa, Chordata, Mammalia, Artiodactyla, Bovidae. The transcript has a single exon. The coding region runs from base 1 to 951 and encodes 316 amino acids. Gene Ontology annotation, cellular component: membrane. Gene Ontology annotation, biological process: G protein-coupled receptor signaling pathway; sensory perception of smell. The record is from RefSeq and is a predicted model, not a curated record.
AUGGAAAACAGCACGGAAGUGACUGGGUUCAUCCUCCUCGGACUAUCCAGUGCCCCCGAGCUACAGAGCCCCCUCUGUAUCAUGUUCACUCUCAUAUACCUCGUCACUCUGGUCGGAAACCUGGGAAUGAUCACACUGAUUCUCUCGGAUUCUCGUCUGCACACUCCUAUGUACUUUUUCCUCAGUAACCUGUCUCUGGUGGACUUUGGCUACUCCUCGGCCGUCACUCCAAAAGCCAUGGCUGGGGUACUUAUCGGAGACAAGGUCAUCUCCUACAACGCAUGUGCUGCUCAGAUCUUCGUCGUCGCCUUUGCUACUGUGGAAAAUUAUCUUCUGGCCUCAGUGGCCUAUGAUCGCUAUGCAGCCGUGUGCAGACCUCUGCAUUAUACCACAACUAUGACAGCAAGUGUGUCUGCUCAUCUGGCCAUAGGGUCCUACAUCUGUGGGUUUCUCAAUGCCUGCUUUCAUGUUGGAGACAUAUUCAGUCUUCCUUUCUGUAAGUCCAUCACGGUCCAUCAUUUCUUCUGUGAUGUCCCAGCUGUCCUGGCUCUCUCUUGCUCUGAAAAGCACAUUAGCGAGGUGGUUCUUGUUUUCAUGUCGAGCUUUAAUGUCUCUUUUGCUCUUCUGGUUAUACUGAUCUCCUACCUGUUCAUAUUUGUAAACAUCUUGAAGAUGCACUCAGCUCGGGGUCACCAGAAGGCCUUCUCCACCUGCGCUUCCCACCUCACUGCUGUCUCCAUCUUCUACGGGACCGUCAUUUUCAUGUACUUACAGCCCAGCUCCAGCCAUUCCCUGGACUCAGACAAAGUGGCGUCCAUGUUCUACGCCGUGGUCAUCCCCAUGCUGAACCCACUGGUCUACAGCCUGAGGAACGAGGAGGCCAAGAGUGCAUUCAAGAAGGUAGUUGAGAAGACAGAUAUAUCUAUAGGGUUGGGACUUUUAACACUGUAG